Molecule: messenger RNA, 429 nt
Organism: Aspergillus melleus
Lineage: Eukaryota; Fungi; Ascomycota; Eurotiomycetes; Eurotiales; Aspergillaceae
Exons: 2
Coding region: 1-429 (142 amino acids)
Source: RefSeq, a predicted model, not a curated record
AUGAACGGCACGCCUAGAAGCUCCAGCGCAGCGCGGGAACAGAUCAAGCCUGCUCUGGAUCGAUUAUUCCAGAUGCUGAAAAACGACAGUCGUCCUAUCAUUCCCACCCAUUCUCUUCCAAAUCUGGGCAUCAAUGUCCGACUCUUCGAUCCCGAUAUCCCAGGAGAUUGCGGCCGAUACUUCACGCCAUGGACGACCGAGCAGAUGGCAAAUCACGAGAAGAACCCGGAGGUAAACGACGAAAGUACAGGACUCCAAGCCCUAGGAAGCCCGCUGGAUGAGGGCAUUCUAUCUUGUCCGCAGGAGACAUACACGUGGAGUUCUCAGAUGAGCGAGCGCCUGAAGUGGGAGGUAGAGUCCGCGCCGAGGUAUGGAACCCGGGGGAAUGACAUUGCCUUUCAGCAGAGAAUAUUCCGCACAAAUCUCUGA